This is a messenger RNA of Nymphalis io (European peacock), 4785 nucleotides long. It is a transcript of the gene cg, whose product is annotated as zinc finger protein 420-like. Gene Ontology annotation, molecular function: RNA polymerase II cis-regulatory region sequence-specific DNA binding; DNA-binding transcription factor activity, RNA polymerase II-specific. The coding region runs from base 427 to 3099 and encodes 890 amino acids. The record is from RefSeq and is a predicted model, not a curated record. Lineage: Eukaryota; Metazoa; Arthropoda; Insecta; Lepidoptera; Nymphalidae. The transcript has 16 exons. Gene Ontology annotation, biological process: regulation of transcription by RNA polymerase II.
UUUUUGUGUGUGCGAUAAAAUUAUUGUUUUCAUGAAAUCGUCAAAUGCAAUAAAUAAUUGUCGACAUUUUGUCAUUUUAUGCUAGUAAAUAUGAUUAUAUAGCUUAGUAAUAUAUUAGAAAGAUUGUUGUAUGUGUCGUUAACCUCGGAUUACGUGUGUGUCAAUGUAGUCUUUAGCGUCCUGUGCCGCCUUUUUCAUUGAGUUGAUGAGUUUAUUUUAUAACUUUUAAUGAAAAAAUGCUUAUAAUCAGUUCGUUAUUAUAAAAAAAACCUUUAAGACAAUGUUUAAUUUAAAAUUAACCAAGUUGUUUCGGCGCUAUGAUUGAUAGGUGCGUUGUGUGACUUGUGUGUUAGUAGUUGUGAAAGCGUACGUACAUGUUCGUAAUGGCAAAGCUGUCAUGAGUAGUGUUUACUAUUCAAACAUUGGAUGUGUGUUAUUUGGCUUAGUAAUUUAUGUAGUAAAAAUAUAUUCGUGAAAAUGUGUAUGCCAACGCCGAAUAAUGUCUCGGGCUUCGGUUAUUCGUGGGGCUUUACAAGCACUGCAGAUCUUACCAAGUGUGAGGUGGAAACUCCUAGCAGUUUGAGUUAUACUUUAGGAAACACGGUGUCACCAGAAACAACAUUAACUGUUAUGUCCAAUAAGUCACCACAAGUGCAAGAUAAAGUUGGAACUGUAGCUGUUGCCGUGACAAAUGCAGCAACACAAGUAACAAGGGUUGUGACUGCUGGACCACAAAUAGGAGGACGUAGGGCCAUGUUCGUUUUAAAUGAAGCCCCAACUCAUACAUUAAAUAGGGUGUCCCAACAAAACCAAACUGCGACAAUACAAACAACUAAUUUAGCAUCAAAGCCCUUCAUGACACCCAUUGGCCCUAUACAACUUACUGCGGAAGAAUGUAACGAAAUCUUAAUGAAACGUGCCUUGCAAGCUCAAGGCAUUGCAACACCGGUCAUAGAUGCUUCACAGUUAAAUCAUACAUUAUUGAAUAAUGGUCUGAAGAGUCUUGCUGAGGCGACCAUACAGCAAUCACAAGCAGAUACAAUACCGACAACUACUGUUCACCAGCACCAUCUUUUGCAUGCUAAACAGGAGCCUGGUACGGCAAAUAAUUCUCCAAAAGCAGUUUAUUCACAAACUGAAAUGAUGAACAACACAGUGAUGACAACAGUGCCUCCUCUGAAAGAGCGGCCGUACUCUUGUGAUGAAUGUGGCAAAUCAUUCUUGUUGAAACAUCACCUCACGACACAUGCAAGAGUCCAUACUGGUGAAAGACCACAUGUUUGUGGACAUUGUGGAAAGGCAUUCGCGAGGAAGCAUUGUCUUAAUACACAUUUAUUGCUACAUUCAGCUGCACGGCCUUAUCGGUGUCAUGAGUGUAAGAUGGCAUUCACCCUCAAGCAUCAUCUUGUUACACAUUCAAGAGUUCACAGUCGCGACCGUCCUUUCGUAUGUGGAGAGUGUGGUCGAGGGUUCCCUCUUAAGCGCCACCUCGUCACGCACAGCAAGUACCACGCCGGCGAGCGGCCUUAUGUGUGCACAGAUUGUGGUGAAAGCUUUGCGCAGAAGGAGCACCUUGUCAUGCAUAGUCGAUUUCACGGCUCUCUCUCCCCAUUCGUGUGUCCAGACUGCGGAGUGGCGUUCGCUAGAAAGUUUCAGCUUGUGAACCAUGGCCGAGUUCACGGCAGAGUACCACAUGCCUGUCCUGUCUGUGGCAAAGAGUUCUUACAGAAAAGGACGCUUGUAGCUCAUAUGAAAAUACACACGGGAGAAGGCGCCGUUGCGUGUUUAGAUUGCGGUGAUGCUUUUAAAUGUAAAUCAGAACUACAACAGCAUUGUAAGAUGACGAGGCACUGUCUCAGCACACCACAAUCGCAGCAAACUCAACAGCAACAACAGCAAGCGCAGCAGCAGCAGCAACAGCAACAGCAAGCACAACAACAAGUACAGCAGCAGCAACAACAACAGCAGCAGCAACAACAACAGCAGCAGCAACAGCAACAACAGCAGCAGCAGCAACAACAGCAGCAGCAGCAACAACAGCAACAGCAGCAACAACAACAACAGCAGCAACAACAAACAACUGUUAUAAAACAGGAUGAUUUCAAACCACAAAUAGUGCAAGUCAUUGGUGCUGACGGUCAAAUUAUAUCGGAAAAGGCGACACCAGGAUAUAUUUGUCCUGAAUGUGGCUCUUGUUUCAAUACCAAGGAGGCGCUGUCGCUGCACGUGCGGCUGCACGCGGGCGACCGCACGUGCGUGACGGACCUGUGCGCGCUCACGGCCGCGCUGCAGCCCGGCCUCGUGGCCGCCGCGCAGCACGCCUCGCACGCGCACAAUCAACCUAUACAAAUUAUUUCGUCUAAUCCAAACAACAACGUUGUUCAUACACAAGUAAUUGCAACAAAUCACAUAUCUACGCCGCGGCCGAAAUUACACUUUUGCGUUGACUGUGGAAAAGGAUUUGCGGCGAAACAUGGCUUACUAGCACAUCACAGGAGACAUCCGGAGGGUAGUUGUACAUUAAGGACGCACGUUUGCGAUCAAUGCGGUAAAGCAUUCUUCCAAAAGAAUCAUUUAAUGUUACAUCAGCGGCAACAUAUGGACUUACCACCGAGAAAUUCACAAGCGACGCAACAAACACAGCAGCAAGCCGCUCAGCAGGCGGCGCAACAAGCAGCACAACAGGUUGCACAGCAAGCUCAGCAACAAGUUCAACAGCAGCAGCAGCAACAGCAGCAACAACAGCAGCAACAACAUCAGCAGCAAGUUCAACAUCCGAAUAGUCUAGAGUUAGAACAACAGGAUCAUCAGCAACCGACACACAUACAAGUGGUGACGAAUCGGUCCGGGCAAGUGAUCGGUAACCAGAUAGUGGUGGGCACGGUGGGCGGGCGCCGCACGCUGCUCAGCUCGCCGCUGCACCUCGUGGCGCGGGACGGCAAGCCGCUCGCCGCGCAGCUCACGCACAAGCGACACGCUGGAGAUGUGAAAGAAGUCGGCGGCUUGAUGCUGUCGACGGGCCGAGGCACGGGCCUCAUCAAGUACGAGAUCUCCAUCCCGCCGCCCACGUCCGUGGUGCAGGUGCAACAGCUGGACUGAGCCAAGCAGGAACCAGACGACAUGCUCGUCUGGCUCAAGAAAUAAAGACUAAAACUCGACAUUUCAUUUACCUACUUGAAAGUAGUCGAAUCGUUGUCCAUUAAUUAACGUCUAAGGUAUCCCGCUACUCGAUGUAGCAGCGGAACGAACGGUCCAAUAACCUGAGCCAAUCUUAAAUAUAGACUGGAGAUACUAGACUUAAUAUUAAAUCGUACUAAGCCUAAUUAGAUUCCAAACCAAUAGAUCGGAGAGCUUUAUUUGAUAGACGUCGGUCGAAAGCCUUACAAUAUAGAGCCUUAAUUUUUUUUUAAUUAUUUCAUCGGAUUCAUCGGUAGGUCGUUUUAGCGUAAUUAAGAGAGAAUUAUCUACUUAUAAUUAUUUCAUGGCAAUAACUGAUAAUAAAUGGACGAAGCAAGCCUAUUGUAAUAUAGUGUGAUUAGGCGAAUGCUCUAAAAUUUAGAGUAUUUAAUUUCGGUGAGUUUGGAGUGUAAAAAGACAGUAGGAUUCUGUGUACAUUAGCGUAGCGUAAGAGUACUCUCGAGGUUUAGUUACUAGUGUAAUCUAUUGUACAUAUCAUGAAGUUUUUGUAUCGGAUCCGGGAAGUGUUUUUUGUAAUUAACUGUACAAUUCUAUGUAUCGACGGAUGGCGCUUGUUUAAACGAUUGUACGAACGAUAGUUUCGUUUCGUUCGUUUCAUUGAAUGUAGCUCCGUAUACGCAUUUAAGUUUGAUAGAUUUUUUUUUUUUUAAUUAUUAUUAUUAUUUAAAUAGCCUCUUCGAAUAAGCUUUUUAAGUACAUAGUUUUGAUUUUUAUCCUGCUGUGGUGGGCUACGGAAUUAAGUAACGUGCAAUCAAAAUUCAAGAUUUUAUUAUAGAUCUGACUUUAUUUAUAUUUAAUGAAUUUAUCUACACGUAACACAUGUUGAAAUAUGCAACAGAUAAUUAAUUUUAAAAAUGAUUUAUACACUUAUAAAAUUUAUCUCGUGUCUAUUAAAGAUAGUUCAACAAACAUUUGGGAUUUAAUUGUUUUUUAAUUUUUCAUUAAUUUCCUCGCUUUUGCAUAUUUACUCAGUUUCUUGGUCAGUAUGUAUACUUUUUGUUUUUAAAGUAUUUUUCAAUGUCUUCUGAAUUGUUAUAAUAAUAAUAAAGUUUUAUUAAUAGUCUCAAAUGAUUGUAAAAUUGUAUUAUUCUCAUUGUAAUUAAAAUAUUAUUCUAAAUUUAUUUGUCUAGUCUGUGAUAGAAAUUUAUUCAACGAUCAAGUCUGAAUAUAUAACUUGUUGAUCACUAGUCCACCGUCACCAUUAACGUUUUAAUUUUUUUUUUCAAAAAUGACUAAAUAAUUCUGUUUGGAUGUGUGGUGAAGUAUCAAUUAAAUUAUUACCAAAGAGUAAAAUAGAAAAGUUUUUUUUUUCUAUCCAGUAUUUUCGGUGGCUAGUCUUAACAAUGUUAUCAAGUGCUUCCGUACAAUGUCCAGUCUUCAUGUUUUAUUUCACAGUAUUACCUUGUAUAGAAUUUAUUCGUCAAUCGUAUGAGACACAGAAUACGAAUUUGUAUGGAUUUUCGUAACCUGUGAUAAAACUUUUAAUUCUGUUGGAUCUUACAUGUUGUUUGCCAUUUACUUACUUGUAAAUAUAUAGUGGAUAUCUAUAAUUUUUAUAUUAAAUGAAAAUAUACAUACUAUAGUCGG